GUCGCGACUGGCGGCGGCGGCGGCAUCGGCGGCGGCGGGCCCGGAGGCGGGCGCGGAGCCGGGGCGCGAUGGAGCGGAAGAGCCCCAGCGGGAAGAAGUUCCGCAGCAAGCCACAGCUGGCGCGUUACCUGGGCGGCUCCAUGGACCUCAGCACCUUCGACUUCCGCACGGGGAAAAUGCUGAUGAACAAGAUGAAUAAGAGCCGCCAGCGCGUGCGCUACGACUCCUCCAACCAGGUCAAGGGCAAGCCUGACCUGAACACGGCGCUGCCCGUACGGCAGACCGCAUCCAUCUUCAAGCAGCCGGUGACCAAGAUCACCAACCACCCCAGCAACAAGGUCAAGAGCGACCCGCAGAAGGCGGUGGACCAGCCGAGGCAGCUGUUCUGGGAGAAGAAGCUGAGCGGCCUGAGUGCCUUCGACAUCGCUGAGGAGCUGGUCAGAACCAUGGACCUGCCCAAGGGCCUGCAGGGGGUGGGCCCAGGCUGCACGGAUGAGACGCUGCUGUCGGCCAUCGCCAGCGCACUGCACACCAGCACCCUGCCCAUCACCGGCCAGCUCUCGGCAGCCGUGGAAAAGAACCCUGGCGUGUGGCUGAACACCGCGCAGCCCCUGUGCAAAGCCUUCAUGGUGACUGACGACGACAUCAGGAAGCAGGAGGAGCUGGUGCAGCAGGUGCGCAAGCGCCUGGAGGAGGCGCUCAUGGCCGACAUGCUGGCCCACGUGGAGGAGCUGGCCCGGGAUGGGGAGGCGCCCCUGGACAAGGCCUGUGCUGAGGACGAGGAGGACGAGGAGGAGGAAGACGAAGAGCCUGAGCCCGAGCGGGUCUAGCACAGGUGCUGCAGGCCGGCCAGGGUGACGGCGGCGGCUCGCUCCCUCCCCAGCCAGGCUGCCCUCGCCUCUUCCCGAUGGCCUGCCGGCUGGGUUGCAGACUUCCCUCAGCCUGGCCUGGACCAGGUGGGGGCCAGGCCAGCAGGAGGCGGGCCUCGUGCGGGGAGCCCCCGGUGGGCCUCGGACUCACUUGCCCUGCGCUUAUGGCAAGGAGCCCCACAUUGAAAACUGAAGGUCGGGGCGCAGCUGGGAGGCAGCCUUCACCGUGGUCACCUCCCUGCCUCCUCACCAUAAGAAGAAGCCCUGCUCGGCACCAAGGAGCUACAAGCUUUGUUGGGCCGCUGGAGGAAGGUUCUGGAAACACACCUGGCUGUUCCUGACUUUCAGCGUCACAGGCCAGGGUCUGGACUGCUACCAGGGUCUCGGGGUCACCAGCCUCCCUGAGCUAGGGCCAGCAGCCAGCCAGGAACUUGCUUUCCUUCAAUAAAGCGAUGGUAGGAACUUCUCA
Molecule: messenger RNA, 1338 nt
Organism: Peromyscus leucopus (white-footed mouse)
Lineage: Eukaryota; Metazoa; Chordata; Mammalia; Rodentia; Cricetidae
Gene: Mbd3
Product: methyl-CpG binding domain protein 3
Molecular function (GO): DNA binding
Source: RefSeq, a predicted model, not a curated record